CAAGGAAGUUUGAGGAAUGGGAAAGCUAACGAUUAAAUAUUGGAAUGAUUUGUCAAUCGAAGCGCACUCCUUGGCGAGGAACAAGAGAUUUUGUCGAUCAUGUCAAAUAGAACUUUCAAUCUUCUGUGGAUUAAAACUCAGAGUGAGCUAGAACAACUCUUGAAUGAGGAAUAUCGAUUGUACAACUCCAAACCAGAACGGGAUAGAGAGCAAGCGUUCAAAGUGGUGUCCACCAUUUAUCUAAAGUACGUGAAGAUCUUCAGAGCCUUAGAAGAAUGUUUCGAUCAGAUUGUUCAGCCUCAAAAGCGCUUGCUUUUACGGCAACUUUUAAAUGGAGUCAUUGGGAGGAUCCUCGAAUUGAAGCAUGAACUGGUGCACUUGGACAACUUGGAGAUAAGUUAUCAUGACGAAGCAAUGAUGGAGCUAUCUAUGAGUCCCAACGAUGCCGAGCUCAUUAUACCCCAGUUCAUCGUGAGGGAUAGACAGCAGGAAAUUGCCUACUGGGAUGACCAAAUGAAACAAGCAUGCGAGAAAAUGGAGCAACAUGAUUUUGGACCUAAGGAACCUGUCAUCACCCCAGAAGACGCCAUAGCUCUUUUGCAAAAACAUGAACGGGCCAGACAAGGUCGCUUGCGGGCUAAACUAAUGGGCGAAAUAAGAAAACAAGAGGCCAACGAAAAGGCCAAGAAUCGAGCCGAAGAGUUCUUGACUAGUGCAUUAGCUGCCAGUAAGAUCCAAAGCAUUUGGAAAGGUGCCUUGGCCCGAAGGAAAGUGCGUAAGCUGCGGGAAGAUGAACUAGCCUUCAUUGGGAUGAUCCCGCCCAAGCAUGUCUCAACUAAAUUCCAAACUCGGCUGAAACAGUGGCGGGCCACCCGCCGAGAUAUUCAGCAACAAUACCAACAAGACUUUGAGAAUGCUUUGGUGAGCACCAAAGAUAAAGUCUGGAGAGAGGAAGCUUUGGACAUUGAGGAAAAUAUGAAGGAUGACAUACGCAAAUGGUUUUUCAACGGCAGAGACGAUCAAGGGCGAUUCCCGGACUAUCCUUCUGAUGACGAAGGAGGAUCAGCCGCCGUCUUUCAUCCGGAGAGAUUCCAAGCACUUCAUGCUGAGAAUGAGACUCUGGAAGGUCAUGGCCUCGGUGGAAUGAAGAUGAAGAAGUCCGAUUCCGGGGAAGGCAAAAGUAGGGGAGACCAACCCUCCAAAUCAAGCACUUCGGACAAGAAAGCCAAAGAGUUGGACGACGAAGUGGAUGGGGUGGGAGCCGGAUUUGUUCUCAGAGAGUCGGAGUUUGUAAGGCAACUCCGAAAAAACCACAGGAACUUUCAAGACUUCUGGGUUCGAUCUCGUGGAAUUCAUUUGGAAGGGCAAACCACCACCCGGAAGUGUUCAAAUCUUCAAGAAUUGCAAGAAAAUUGUUUUGCAACAUUUGACAUUUGGAAGGACAAGGAUGAAAGCAAAAACGUGGCGCAAACUUUUGACGAGGAAAUGAUCAAAGAGGAGAAACGGAGAGAAGUGGAGGAUGAGAUUCGUAUCAAUGUGGAUUCAAACAUGAGGGAGGAACUCGAUCGGCUGAAAAUUGCUGCAGAAAGAGAUAAAGGUCGGAAGGGUAAGAUUGCUAAGAAAAGGAAGAAAGGCAAGAAGAAGCAAGGAAAGAAGGGAAAAAAGAAGAAAGAAAAAGACUUGACCCCUGAUCGAUCUACCGAGUCCUUAUUUGAGGAACUCGUACUGAAUGGAAUCAUCAAACCUUAUCCCAUAGUUCAUUUGAAAGAAUUUCUCGGCAAUACCAAUAUGAUUGGAUCGACCUUAAAGAAGAUCAAGGACAAUCUCAAAAGCUCCAUUCCAACGCCCGGAGGAGGGGAUAUUCGGAGACUCAUUAUUGAAUAUUGCAUCCUUCCCAUGAGCUCUUCAAACCUGAGAGAGAACAGCCCUCAUGUCAAGUCAUUACUCCUCGCAGGACCAGAGGGAACAGGAAAAUCAAUGCUGGUUCAUGCCAUUUGCACUGAAUUAAAAGCCACAUUCUUUGAUCUCACUGCCACCAACAUAGUCGGGAAAUAUCCUGGAAAAUCUGGCUUGAACAUGUUACUGCAUUUGGUGAUCAAAAUGUCGCGUCUGCUUCAACCUUCAAUCAUUUUCAUGGAUCAAGCGGAGAAGACAUUUCUCAAAAAGGUUACCAAAACUGACAAGUCGGAUCCUAAAAGACUCAAGAAAGAUCUGCCACGGUUGGUUAGAAGCCUGUCGGCCGAGGAUAGAGUUAUGCUCAUCGGAAUAUCCAAAACCCCAUGGGAGUGUGAGCAAAAGGGUUUGCUUCAAACUUAUCAGAAGAUACUUUUGCUCCCCCGACCAGAUUACCCUCAACGGCACGAGCUGUGGCGUGAAAUCAUCAUAUCCAAAGGUGGAGACAUUGAGAGUCAAUGGGAGAGAUUUGAUCUCUCCGCUCUAGCUAAGAUAUCCGAUGGUUACACUACUGGGCAGAUUGUGGAGUCAGCUUCUCAAGUGCUUGUUCCUAGACGCCUCUUACACCAGGGGGUACGCCCACUUCAACCGUCGGAAUUCAUUCCCAUCCUGGCCAAGAUGGAUCCCAUGUAUCGAGAAGAAGAGGCGGCCUAUGAGACUUGGUUCGCUAAAACCCCGUUGGGGAAAAAGUGGGUAAAACAAAUGGAAGGGGACGAGGAUCUCAAGAAGGACAAGAAAAAGGCUCCGAAGAAAAAGAAAUGAGCAAACAAUUACUUAUCAGGGUCUUAUUAAUCUUGAGAGGCAAUAGCGUAGUAUUUUGAGGGUUUAGUGAAAGAAAUAUCCUCCAACCCUAGUGAGGUUAUCAAUUUGGCAGCGAGGUGUUGUUGACAUUGUCUGUUGGCCUCGACGAUCCAAACACUCCCAGAUUGUUCGCCAUCGACCUUUUGUGCGGAUUCAAGGAAGGGACACAACAACAUUUCACUCGGGGAGCUCAGACUCUGACGACAUAUGGCAGCACAUGAGUGGGCCGAAUAGUUCUUGCGACCUCCAACUAAUCCAUAGAGAUGGCGAAUGCUGUACAUCAGUUUCUUUUCGUGAUUCUGCCAUGAAUGACAACAACUCACAGUCGACGAUGGUUUCGACUCUUGAGAAUAAAAGCGUCUCCAAAACUGAACUGACUCUUCGAAAGACAGCCCAAUUUCUUUGAGAAACAAAGUGAAGCUAAUCCGAGCAGAAUGUGGAAGUCGUUUAUCUCGUACAA
Tigriopus californicus is the source of this 3214-nucleotide messenger RNA. Its product is annotated as dynein regulatory complex protein 11-like. The transcript has 12 exons. Gene Ontology annotation, molecular function: ATP hydrolysis activity; protein binding; ATP binding. The record is from RefSeq and is a predicted model, not a curated record. Lineage: Eukaryota; Metazoa; Arthropoda; Copepoda; Harpacticoida; Harpacticidae. Bases 100 to 2715 code for a protein of 871 amino acids.